Molecule: messenger RNA, 1842 nt
Organism: Suhomyces tanzawaensis NRRL Y-17324
Lineage: Eukaryota; Fungi; Ascomycota; Pichiomycetes; Serinales; Debaryomycetaceae
Gene: PHM5
Product: endopolyphosphatase
Exons: 1
Coding region: 1-1842 (613 amino acids)
Biological process (GO): polyphosphate catabolic process
Cellular component (GO): fungal-type vacuole; membrane
Molecular function (GO): endopolyphosphatase activity; exopolyphosphatase activity
Source: RefSeq, a predicted model, not a curated record
AUGGGGCCAGUCGCAGCAGAAGAGCUCGAGCUCUCGCAAGCACAGCGGGACGAGCUCAGACGUCUUGGGCUCACUCCUAAGAGUCCCGUCCGUGUGAUUAGUGCCGAGAACGGCGAGCGUAUCAUCAACGGACGGUUCUUGCACAUCACUGACAUGCACCCUGACCCCCACUACCGGGAAGGAAUGCUGCCUGAAGAGCUGGCAUGCCACUCGCCGGGCGAGGGAAAGUCGGGAAAGUACGGAGACGCCAUUUUGGGGUGUGACAGCCCCAUGAUCCUCGUCAACGACACGGUGGCGUGGAUUAAAAAGCAUCUCAAGGACAAAAUCGACUUCGUGGUGUGGACUGGCGACAACAUCAGGCACGACAACGACCGUAGGUUCCCCAGAACCGAGCAGUCGAUCUUCGACAUGAACCAGCAGGUCAGUGACUUGAUGUACGAGGCGUUCAAGGACGACCAAGCGGACGACCACCUGCGCAAAAUGCAGGUGGACCUCAUUCCGUCAUUGGGUAACAACGACGUGUACCCCCACAACUUGUUCUCGCCUGGUCCCACCCUCCAGACCAGGGAGAUGUUCAAAAUCUGGCAGAACUACAUUCCCCAAUCCCAGCUCCAUAUCUUCAACCGAGGCGCCUACUUUUUCCAGGAGGUGAUUCCUGGCCACUUGGCGGUGUUAUCCAUCAACACCUUGUACCUCUUCCAGUCCAACCCGUUGGUAGACAACUGUGACUCCAAGAAGCAGCCAGGGUACAAGUUGUUCGAAUGGCUCGGAUACGUGCUCAAGGAAAUGAGAGCCAGAAACAUGAAGGUGUGGCUUACUGGCCAUGUGCCUCCCAACGAGAAGAACUACGAUAUUUCCUGUCUUCGGAAGUACAUUGUUUGGACCCACGAGUACAGAGAUGUCAUCAUUGGUGGGCUCUACGGCCACAUGAACAUCGACCACUUCAUUCCCUUGGACUCAGUGGCUGCCUACAAGUCGAUCAAGAAAUCGUUGAAGGGCCAGGCCAAGGCCAAGGACUUGUCGUUUGUCACUACCAUUGAGGACCAGGACUCGGACUGGGAAUACGAAUCAGAUUCCGACGAUGAAUUCACUGCUGCCUUAGAAGAAUCGGAUAUUUACAAGACCUUCGAGGAGUUUGGCCCCGAGUUCAGAAUCCAGGGAGGUGUUCCCAGCAACAAGGUGAAGUACAUGGAGUCGUUGCGUGAAACGGUGUACGCCAAAAUCAAGGGUAGACGGAAGUCGGGCAACCACGCCGAGAGAUAUUCCAUCGCUCAUGUCACUGCCAGUGUAGUACCCACCUUCAACUCGGGUAUUCGUGUCUGGGAAUACAAUAUCACCGGCUUGCGUGAAAAUAUCGAGUUUCAGGCCAAGUAUGGCUUUGCUCCUUGGGACCAGUUCUUUACUGGAUUGAACAGUUUAUUCCAAAGUCUAGACGAAGAGGACGAAGAAAGUUACUGGAUUCUCAAGAAGGACAAGACCUUGCCUCCUAAGAUGCCAGAUAAUUUGCCAUUGGGCCCAGCAUAUAUCCCCCAAACUUUCACCCCCGAAAGAUACGUGCAAUAUUACCUCGACCUUGAGCAGAUCAAUUCAGGGGAUAAGAAGUUUGGCUACGAAAUCGAGUACGCUACCGACGACAAGUUGUACGGCAUGAAGGACUUGACAGUGAAGGAAUGGAUUAAGUACGGCAGAAAAUUGGGCCAGCCUGUUAAAGACGCUACUAGAAGUAAAAAGAAGCCUAGCAAGAAAAAGAAGAAGCAGCAAAAGCAGUUGGAGAAGUUGUGGGACAGCUUCUUGAAAAAUUCAUUUGUCAGCUCCGAUUACGAAAACAAGGGGUACGGCUAA